AUGGGGGUCCUGGCCGGGAACCUGUGGCUACUGCUGCUGCUCCUCCUGGGGGUCCGCCUGGUGACAGCGGAGGACGUGCUGUUGCAGGCGGCCUUCGUGCAGCGGAGCCUGACCUCAGAGAAGGAGCCCGGCGAGUAUACCUACGAUAUCGACCGCGAGGAGGUCUUCCACGUGGACCUGGAGCGCAAGGACAUCGUCUGGCGGCUGCCCCAGUUCCGGGAUUUCACCACCUUCCCGGCCGUGAACGCCCUGAGCAACAUCGCCAUCCUCCGCUCCAACCUCGACAUUCUCAUGCGCCGCUCCAACAACACCCCCGUCGAGAACGUCCCCCCGAAGGUGACGCUGUACCCGGAGAAGCCGGCGGAGCUGGGGGAGCCCAACGUGCUCAUCUGCCUGGCUGACGCCUUCUUGCCCCCCGUGAUCAAUCUGACCUGGGUGAAGAACGGGCAGGAGGUGAAGGACACGGAGGAGACCGACUUCUACCCCAACACGGACCACUCCUUCCGCAAGUUCUCCUACCUGACUUUCGUCCCCAACGCCGAGGACGUCUACUACUGCCGGGUGGAGCACUGGGGCCUGGCCCAGCCCCUCACCAAGGAGUGGAACCUUGACAUGGUUGAGUCCCUCCCAGAGACGGUGGCAAACGUGGUGUGCGGCCUCGGCCUGGCCGUGGGCAUUGUGGGCAUCAUCGUGGGCACCGUCAUCCUCAUCAAGAACCGGCAGAACAGUGAGGCCAACUCCCGCCGGAGGCCCAGGUAAUCGAGGCGCCGCUCCCUUCGUGUCGAGAUCUCCGCCUGCCUCUUUCUGGAACUGCAUCCUUCUUCGCUCCUUUCUUGGCAGAGCCUUUCCUCCUGGAGGGAGAAAUGGGGGGCAGUUUCCUGAACCCCAGCAGCCUUCCGUGUGCCCCCCCCAUCGAUAUGGGACCCAUGAUGGAAUCGCCCUUCAGGGGCCCAGCCAGAUGGCAGCCAGAGAGGGGGUCAGAGUGUCCCCCCCUUGGCCAUGCCUCCCCAAAAGACAGACCCCCACAAUACUUCUAGCUCCAGCCCCAAAUAGGCCCCUUCCAUUUUUACUAUGAUCCGUGAGACCUUGUUUUCUUGCCUUGCCAUUCAUGGCCCCAUGCAUUUUCCAUUCCCAGUGCUCCAGGAAGGGACUCCCCUCUGGUCCUUAAAACUCUCCAGCCUGGGCAUGCAGUUGGGGAUUUGCAGAGAGAUGCUGUCUGUCUCA
This is a messenger RNA of Gekko japonicus, 1224 nucleotides long. RefSeq names its product HLA class II histocompatibility antigen, DR alpha chain-like. The coding region runs from base 1 to 759 and encodes 252 amino acids. Gene Ontology annotation, molecular function: MHC class II protein complex binding. Gene Ontology annotation, biological process: immune response; immunoglobulin production involved in immunoglobulin-mediated immune response; positive regulation of T cell activation. Gene Ontology annotation, cellular component: membrane; MHC class II protein complex. The record is from RefSeq and is a predicted model, not a curated record. The transcript is spliced from 5 exons. Lineage: Eukaryota; Metazoa; Chordata; Lepidosauria; Squamata; Gekkonidae.